Molecule: messenger RNA, 1485 nt
Organism: Cyphellophora europaea CBS 101466
Lineage: Eukaryota; Fungi; Ascomycota; Eurotiomycetes; Chaetothyriales; Cyphellophoraceae
Exons: 2
Coding region: 1-1485 (494 amino acids)
Biological process (GO): transmembrane transport; tripeptide transport; allantoate transport
Cellular component (GO): plasma membrane
Molecular function (GO): dipeptide transmembrane transporter activity; allantoate transmembrane transporter activity
Source: RefSeq, a predicted model, not a curated record
AUGGCGGUCGCUGCAACACACACAGAAAAGGACAUCGUCAGCACAACUGAAGACAAUGGCACGGUCGCCUAUGCCAUCGACCCGGCCGAGGAGAAGCGCGUCCUUCGCAAGAUCGACAGGCGAGUCAUGCCACUGAUGUUUCUGGUAUUCUUUUUCCAGUUCCUCGACAAGCAAACCAUCAACUUUGCAUCUGUCUUUGGCAUGCAGCAAGACUUGAACGUUGACGGCCAUGAGUUCUCCUGGGCCGUGUCGCUCUUCUACUUUGGACUCCUGGCGGCCCAAUUUCCCAUGACCUAUUUCAUCGGCCGUUUCCGGGUUACGAUUGUCGUGUCCAUCGCUGUUAUCCUUUGGGGUACGUGCGAGAUGUGCUUGGCAGCACCUCACAAUGCGGUAGGUCUGCUUUCGGCAAGAUUCUUCCUCGGUUUCUGCGAAGGUGUCGCGGCUCCGGGCUUCGUCGUCAUCACCAGCAACUUCUACAAACGGUCGGAGCAUCCUAUACGUGUGGCUGUCUGGCAAGGAACGAACGGAGUCGCUCAAAUUGUCGGCGGCGUCUUGAUGUAUGUCAUCGGUCAGUCCGACUCCUUGGCUCUCGCCAGCUGGAGGGUCAUUUUCAUCGUCUGUGGCGCCGGGACCGUCGGUGCGGGCUUACUCUUCACUUUCUUGAUGCCGAGAGAUCCUUCAUCCGCCACAUUUUUGAACGAAGCAGAACGUCGCAUUGCGAUCGAAAGAUUGGCCAAUGAUCGCGCGACAAGAGAUCGAAACCAGUUCAACAGUGCUCAGGUAAAAGAGGCAUUCAUGGACCCGCAGACGUGGUUCUUCUUCGUUUUCGCUUUCCUAACGACUAUGUCCUCUCCCAUUCUGAAGUUCUCAUCUCUUGUCAUCAACGGUUUCGGCUUUUCAAAGUUCCGCACGAUGCUGGUCGGACUUCCUAGCGGAGCCCUGCAGAUUAUCACCACAUGGUCAGCGGCAUUCCUCAUGAGCUAUACCAAGAGCUUCCGCUGCUUCUCUGGAAUACUGUUCUCGAUCAUACCACUCCUUGGAAGUAUCCUCCUACUCUGUCUACCUGCAAGCGCUGGUUGGGGCAUCGUGGUCAGCACCUGGCUGGCAGCUCAAUCCUCGUCACUGAUCCAGGUCAGCCUGAGUAUUCUUGCUUCCAAUGUGAAGGGCAACACGAAAAAGUCAGCAGUCAGCGCGAUAUUCUUCUUGGCUUACUCGACGGGUUGCAUUGCUUCACCACAGCUCUGGCAGAGCCAGGAUGCGCCCAGGUACACCAAGGGCGUCAUUGCAAGUAUCGCGAGCUGGGGUUUGUUGAUGAUCGCGCUUCUGGCUUACUACUUUAUAUUCCGACAAGUCAACUUGAAUCGAGAAGCAGAGGUGAGAGAGCUAGAGCCCACUGAUGGCGGGAAGACUGAGCUGGACAUGGCGGUGGACGUGAAUUCUGACCUUACCGAUAAGCAGGAUCGGAAGUUCAAGUAUACUCUUUAG